Messenger RNA from Tupaia belangeri chinensis (Chinese tree shrew), 4374 nucleotides. It is a transcript of the gene CD22, whose product is annotated as CD22 molecule. Gene Ontology annotation, molecular function: protein phosphatase binding; sialic acid binding; CD4 receptor binding. The coding region runs from base 308 to 2845 and encodes 845 amino acids. Gene Ontology annotation, cellular component: recycling endosome; external side of plasma membrane; early endosome. NCBI's taxonomy places the organism in Eukaryota, Metazoa, Chordata, Mammalia, Scandentia, Tupaiidae. The record is from RefSeq and is a predicted model, not a curated record. The transcript has 15 exons. Gene Ontology annotation, biological process: negative regulation of B cell receptor signaling pathway; B cell activation; regulation of B cell proliferation.
UCCUAAAUCAUGAUGCCCCUUGGUGACCCUCAGAGUCACAGAGAGGCAGGAGGUGUGGCCAAGGACAGUGAAAAUCAGUUAGUGGAGACCUACCUCACUGGACUUCCCCUUUCACUCUCAGAUGCUGCCAGGGUCCUGAAGAGGGAAGACACCAGAAAUCAGCAGGAUAUUUCACAUGAAAAUAUGGCUACUCACUUCUCUUAGAACAGUGGAAGAUCAGAGAGGGCUGAGGCCACCUUCCCUGUUGUAACGACUGCCUGGAACUAAGCCAGCCCCCAACUGCAGGCUCUGACCCAAACACGACAGCAUGCAUCUCCUCGGCCUCUGGUUCCUGCUCCUGGUUUCAGAAUUCCCGGCUUUCUCCGAGUCGGCUACUUGGAAUUUUAAGCACCCCAAGACCCUCUAUGCCUGGGAGGGAGCCUGCAUCUGGAUUCCUUGUGGCUACACCAACCCAAAGCCCAGGGAGCAUCUGGAAAACCUUGUCGUGUACCAGAAUCCCGAGUAUGACCCAACCACCAAGAACUUCAAAGGAACCGUCCUCUAUAAUCACACAAAGGCCGGGGGGCUCCCUUCUCAGCAGGGAAGGGUACAAUUCCUGGGAGAUUUACAAAACAACUGCACCCUGAGCCUCUCCCCGGUGCACGCCAACGACAGUGGUCAUCUGGGGCUGAGGGUGACAUCAAAGACCGACAAAUGGAUGGAGGAAAUAAACCUCAAUGUCUCUGCAACGCCUCUUGUACCGCGCAUCCAGCUUCCUCCAGAAAUUGAGGCAUCACAAGAAGUCACUCUGACCUGUUCGCUGAGUUUCGCCUGCUUCGGGUACCCCAUCAAAUUGCAGUGGUCCCUGGAGGAGCCCGCUAUCACCUCGACCACCCUCUCCCCCGAAACAGUCGUCACCCAGAGCAAGCUCACUUUUCGGCCUCAGUGGACUCACCAUGGGAAGAAUGUGACCUGCCAGCUUGUGACUGGUACCGAGGGGCAGGUGCUCUCUGAGCAGACGGUGCGCCUGGAAGUGAAGUACGUCCCACAGGUGGAGAUUGAGGUCAGUCCCAGUGAUGCCACUGUAAUAGAGGGGGAGUCGGUGACCAUGACGUGCCGGAUUGUCAGCAGCAACCCACAGUACAAGUCUAUAUCCUGGUUCAAGGAUGGGAUGCAGCUGAGUGCAUCGAAGACGCUCACGUUAACUCUGCCCCAAACGUCCAAGGAGAUGAGCGGGAAGUACCUCUGUCGGGCUUCCAACACUGUGGGCAGAGGCAACUCGAAAGAAGUGACCCUCCAAGUACAAUAUGCUCCAGAACCUUCCAGCGUUCUGAUCCACCAGUCACCAGCUAAGGAGGGAGCUACAGUAGAGAUGAUUUGUCAAUCACCAGCCAAUCCUCACCCAACAAAUUACACCUGGUAUCAUGAUGGGAAAGAGCUGCUAGGAAAGACAGAAGAGAAAUUCUACAUCCCACAGGUUUCCCUCCAGCACGCUGGGACUUACUCCUGUGUGGCAGAAAACAGGCUUGGGAUUGGACAGAUGGGCCCGGAAACUGAGCUGGAUGUGCAAUAUCCCCCAAAAGAGGUGACCACGGUUAUUCGAAGCCCUUUACCAAUUCGAGAAGGAGACCGUGUGACCCUGUUCUGUAACUACAACUCCAGUAACCCUCAAGUUACCCGAUAUGAGUGGGUCCCCAAAGGCCCGUGGAUUGAGCCAUCACCUGGGGUGCUGUUGAUUCAGAAAGUUGCUUGGGACACCACGUCGAUCUACUGUGCAGCUUGUAACCAGUGGUGCUCCUGGGCCCUUCCCACCCACCUGAAUGUCCAGUAUGCCCCCAGAGACGUGAGGGUCCUGGUGAUCGGCACCCACUCCGAGAUUCACUCCCGGCACCGGGUUCAACUCCAAUGCAAGUUCUCAACCAGCCACCCCCCAGUGAUCCGCUAUGUCUGGAAGAAAAAUGGAAGCUUUCUGAAGGAAGGAAGUGAGCUGAUCUUUGACUCCAUCACUCCAGAAGAUGCCGGAAAUUACAGCUGUACAGUCGACAACUCCAUAGGAGAGACCACGUCCAAGGCCUCAAUUCUCCAAGUGCUGUAUCCUCCUCGGAGGCUGCGGGUGUCCAUUGCCCCGGGAGACAGCGUGAUGGAGGGCAGGAAGGCAGCCUUGACGUGCGAGAGUGACGCCAAUCCUCCUGCCUCCCAGUUCACCUGGUUUGACUGGAACAACCAAAACCUCCACCAUGCUGGCCAGACGCUGAGACUGGAGCCUGCAAAGGUCCAGGACUCGGGUGUCUACCGGUGCCAGGGGGCCAACCGGCUGGGCAUGGGCGAGUCACCCCCUAGCACCCUCACUGUCUACUAUAGCCCGGAGACCAUCGGCAGGCGAGCGGCUGUGGCGAUCGGGAUCUGCCUGGCCAUCCUCCUUCUGACGAUCUGGGGGUUUAAGAUUCGGAGAAGCUGGAAGAGGAUUCGGAGUCAGCAGGGGCUUCAGGAAAAUUCCAGUGGUCAGAGCUUCUUUGUGAGGAAUAAAAAGAUUAGAAGGCCUCCCCUCUCUGAAGGCCCCCAAUCCCUGGGAUGCUACAAUCCGGUGAUGGAAGAUGGUGUUAGCUAUGCCACCUUGCAGUUUCCUGAGACCAGCACACCAAGAACUGGGGAUGCAGGAAUCUCAGAGAGGCAGGGGCCUCCCGCAAACAGGAAUGACACGGUCACUUACUCAGUGUUGCAGAAGCCUCGAGUGGUUGACUAUGAGAACGUGACUCCGAAUUUUCCAGAAGACGAGGAAAUCCAUUACUCAGAGCUAGUCCAGUUUGGGGUUGGAGAGCGGCCUCGGACCCAGGAAAGUGUGGAGUAUGUGACCCUUAAGCACUGACCUGCUGAAUCCAUGUGGUGGAGGUGCCCAGGGGACGGGGACAAGGGCAGCCCCAGAGCUUCCCCAGCCACUGCUGCUCAGCUGCUAAGUCCCCCAGCCCCUCCCUCCACACACACACACACGUAUAUGUGCACACGUAUGUGCACGCAUGGUCACUGCAGAGAACCUCGUGCCUGGAUCAGAGCCCGCCUUCUUUCUCGGAACAGGUAGCUCAGCCCCUCCCAAAGGCCUGCCCUGGGUCUUUUCCCACUCUUCUUAUCCUACCCAGAAACUCACCUAAACACCUGCCUGGAGCCCUGUACCCUCUUCACCCCCCCACCACUCCAGCCAUCUGCCACCAUCCGCCCCUUCCCCAGCCCCUACCCCAAGCUGGCUGUGUCCCUGCUGGGACUGGCUCGUCCCUAUUUCUUCUUCUGUUCCCAUCCCUUUGACCCGACUGACAUCCCUGCUCACUAGUCGUGCCCACCUUCUGCCUCUGGGAGAAGGUCAGGGAAGGACAGAAAUUAGCAGCAGGAGGCACUGUCCCCAGCCAGCCUCUCCUCCAGAAACCUGUCUAUGCAUAACGAGGCAUUCCACGGAGAUUCUGCUGCAGCAGCCCCUACCCACAGGGGUCUUAUGGACUGAGACGUAUUGGUGUGGACAGUGGAAUAGAGUUGCACGAUACACAUAGCUCAGUACCGCUUCAGAGAACCAGUCUGUGAAGGCAGAGCGGGCACAGGGAGAUGCGGCAGGCAUGGUGGGACUGGAAAAGAAGGAAAAGGAGCCUGGCGGAAGAUUGGAAAAGCGCAUUCGCAGGCAGGCAGGCAUGAGUUUCAGUCCUGAUUUUUGUAUAUAACUAGCUGCUAUGGUUGGGGUGUGGUGCCCUCCCCCGUGGCCACACUUCUGCUGUGGGCAGCGUUGGAGGAGGGGGCCUAGUGAGAGGUGUGAGGGACAUGGGGGCGGAUCCCUCAUGAAUAAGUAAUGUAGGCUGCUGGGAAGGAGCCAGUUCUCAUUCAUUAGUUCUCAUAAGAGCAGGCUGUGGUAACAGCAAGUGGGCUGCCCUAGGGUCUGUCUCUUGGCACCUGCCUGCCUUCUUUUCCACUUCGCUUGGCCAUGUGCACCACAGGCUGGUCAGAUGCUGGCCUCAUGCCUUUGACGGUUCCAACCACCAGAAUCGUGAGCCAAAUAAAUCUCUCUUCUUUAUAAAUCGUCCAGUCCCAGGUCUUUCUGUCAUGGCAGAAUGAACAGACUAAGACAGUAGCGGAGAGAUCUCGGGCAGCAUUUACCACCAGCCUGAGCCUCAGUUUCUUCAUCUGUAAAAUGGAGAUACGACUACCUGCCAUGCAGGUGGUUCAAGGUAGGAGUGAGGUUUAAUUUGUAUAUGCUGGAAUCACAGAAGCCAAAAGACCCUAAAACAACACAUUCCCCAGGUUGGCCCUCACAGUGCAGUGGUUAAGGGAGCCAGAUCCCACUUGGUCGACUGUGGCUCAAAUCCUGGCCCAAGCAGCUUGAAAAACACACCAGGUGCUUGUGUGUGUGUGUGCUCGAAA